Messenger RNA from Menidia menidia (Atlantic silverside), 2018 nucleotides. The record is from the annotation of a GenBank genome assembly. Lineage: Eukaryota; Metazoa; Chordata; Actinopteri; Atheriniformes; Atherinopsidae.
CACUAUCCAAGAGCGCCAUCUAUGGGGGGAAAUUUGUCCCUGCGCGCCCGCCGUACCGACACACCACCACACCACUGCAAAACACAGCACAGGCCGAGCCACUCACUGCCUCUGAAUAAGGACAAGGAAUUCCGUCAAGAUGUCUGACAUGGAAGAUGAUUUUAUGUGCGACGAUGAAGAAGAUUACGACCUGGAAUACUCAGAGGACAGUAAUUCAGAGCCAAACGUGGACCUGGAGAACCAGUACUACAACUCCAAAGCUUUGAAGGAGGACGAUCCCAAAGCAGCACUCAGCAGUUUCCAGAAGGUAUUGGAACUAGAGGGAGAAAAAGGUGAAUGGGGAUUCAAGGCGCUUAAACAAAUGAUCAAAAUCAACUUUAAGCUGACCAAUUUCCCAGAGAUGAUGAAUAGGUACAAACAGCUCCUCACAUAUAUCAGAAGUGCUGUCACCAGGAACUACUCGGAGAAGUCCAUCAACUCCAUUCUGGACUACAUAUCUACCUCCAAACAGAUGGAUCUGCUGCAAGAGUUCUAUGAAACCACACUGGAGGCUUUGAAAGAUGCAAAAAACGACAGAUUGUGGUUUAAAACCAAUACAAAGUUGGGGAAGCUGUACUUGGAGAGAGAAGAAUAUGGAAAACUGCAAAAGAUCCUAAGGCAGCUUCAUCAGUCGUGUCAGACAGAUGACGGUGAGGAUGACCUGAAGAAAGGCACACAGCUGCUGGAGAUCUACGCUCUAGAAAUCCAAAUGUACACCGCACAGAAAAACAACAAGAAGUUGAAAGCGCUGUACGAGCAGUCACUCCACAUUAAGUCUGCCAUUCCUCACCCUCUCAUAAUGGGAGUUAUCAGAGAGUGUGGGGGAAAGAUGCACCUGAGAGAAGGCGAGUUCGAGAAGGCUCACACAGACUUCUUUGAGGCCUUUAAAAACUACGAUGAAUCUGGGAGCCCCAGAAGGACGACAUGCCUGAAGUACCUGGUCUUAGCAAACAUGCUGAUGAAGUCAGGAAUUAACCCCUUUGACUCUCAAGAGGCCAAACCAUACAAAAACGACCCUGAGAUCCUAGCAAUGACCAACUUAGUAAGCGCCUACCAGAACAAUGACAUCACCGAAUUUGAGAAAAUCUUGAAAACAAAUCACAGUAACAUAAUGGACGACCCGUUCAUCAGAGAGCACAUAGAGGAGCUUCUACGCAACAUUAGAACUCAAGUGCUUAUCAAACUCAUCAAACCAUACACAAGAAUACACAUCCCUUUCAUUUCUAAGGAGCUGAACAUUGACGUGUGCGAUGUGGAGAGUUUGCUUGUGCAGUGCAUCUUGGACAACACAAUCCACGGACGCAUCGACCAGGUCAACCAACUUCUAGAACUGGACUACCAGAAAAGAGGAGGAGCUCGCUACACUGCAUUAGACAAAUGGACAAAUCAGUUGAACUCCUUGAACCAAGCCAUUGUCAGCAAGCUCACAUGAUGGCAUUACAAAUCAAGAGACAAAGGAAACGGCAUGUUUGAAGACAUCCAUGAAGUAUACUGUGCUUCUUCAACUAUAUCUGGCCCGACGAAAAUGCACAACGCGCGUUUUAAGAAUGCAUCGGUUUCGAGAAGACUCAGAGAACCCCGAGAACAUGUUCAGUCGUUUUUUUUUGUUUUUUUUCCCCCCCUGUCCUGAUGAGAAGAAAUCACUGACACCUGUUUUUGUUUUUCAUGUUGAUUGGCAAAUUCUUCAAUGUGCACCAGACAAAAGCUUCUACUGUUAAAGGAAAAAAAAAGUCCAAACGUGUAUGAAAGCGUGAUCGCAGUAUUUUAAUGUAUACUGUUGGUAAUAAACAGAUGUCUCAGCACUGAAAGCGCUGCCUUUGACUAGUCACAAGGCUUCGGAUGGGCUGAAAUGCAAUUCUAAGUCGGAUACAAGUAUGAACAUUAUUAUCUGUGUUUUUGAGCAAUAUCAGUGUUAAUUUUAGGAACAUUUUAUCCUUAAAUUUCCAUGUCCUUUUAAAAUUGGAGGAAAGAAAAUGUCC